Molecule: messenger RNA, 1835 nt
Organism: Botrytis cinerea B05.10
Lineage: Eukaryota; Fungi; Ascomycota; Leotiomycetes; Helotiales; Sclerotiniaceae
Exons: 1
Coding region: 522-1646 (374 amino acids)
Source: RefSeq, a predicted model, not a curated record
GAGGAAAAUUCUUAGCUGGCACGGUAUUGCUGAGUGGAUAGAUGGAAACCAGAAUAGCUGGCUAUGAUAAUGUAAAUAGAUAUUUGAUUAGUAACUACUCGAUAUUAAAAUUUAACAUCAAUCCAUACUUUAUUGUGAACUUCCCGAUGAAGAAGUCUUGGGAAUGAUUGAAGACGGCCUAAAACCAAUAUCCCCUAACCUAAGCGACGCUUUCGGAAUGCUGCCAGCCACACCCAAACAUUUUUUCCUAGUUAGACAGCACAGGUAAGACAUGAUCGAUUAUUCGUUCCUCGAAUUUAUUUUCAAUGUUUUCAGAUUCGGAUUCUACCCAUUUGCAUCGAUUUCCCAAACAUUGAGAGAAUUACUGACGAGAACGAUAAUAUGUUUCUGCAAGCCAUCGAAAAUCCUCACCAAACCCCACCCCCUUUUGAAUAUGAAUUCUAUGAGAUCUUCCCCUCUACAGAAUUCUUCAAAUAUGAUAUUACAUUCGCAAAACAAUUAUAUCGCACCAAUAAGUCCGGAUGGCGAGACAAAUAGCAGCAUCAAAAACAACAGCAAUAACAACCCCUACGACUCCACCUAGCACAUCCAGAUAUUCACACUUCCCACCUAAGCCAUCACCUCUGACCCCUCACUCACGCUCUCCUCCCCAAAUCACCCAACCGGUGCUCCCCACCCCCAAAAUCCAACGCGCAAAAAUCAUACUCGGAUUCUCCGGCAUCGGCAAAACACACCUAGCCGCACACGCGAACCGCGAAUUCGAAUGGCUGCACGUAAUCGAUUAUUCUCUGGAGCGACACCACGUAGAUUUCAGCUGCGACUACCAGACGCAGUACUUGCAGACGGUGGCUGCGGCGGUAUCGCAGCCGGGGGUUUUAUUGCUGGGGGGACCGCGAUGGGUGGGAGAGUUUUUGGUGCGGAAUAAUUGGGCGUUUAGUAGUGUGUUUCCGGGGUUGGAGUGCAGGGAGGAGUAUGCGGUGAGGUGGGAUCAGAUGGGGGAGGAGGGAGGGUUGGUUGCGCAUCGGUUGGUGGGGUGGGAGGAUGCAGUUGGGGAUAUGUGGUGGGGGGAGGGGAGGUGUAAUCAUUUUGAAUUGGGGAAGGGGUUUUAUUUGGAAGAUGUUUUUAUGGAUGUUGUGACGGCGGCGGAUCAUGUAGAGGGGUUGGGGGAUGGGGAGAAUGAGGAUGAGGGGAUGGGAAAGGUGUGGUAUGAUGCGCAUGAGAUGUUCCAAGGACCUUUUUCGAGACGGAAAAGAUCACGUACUGAGAAUGAUGUACUACGACAAAUCGUUCAAAGUCUCAAGUCUCGCCAGUCUUCUCGAAUUCGAUCUUUCCUCAACUAUAUUUUUCUGAUACUUCAGUUUAUCUUCCUCUGUAUCCUCGCCACGCUCACCCUACUAGCAUACAAAGAAUGGAAUCUGUGGCAAUCGAGAAACAAGCCAAAUCUCCCCACCAUCGGGGAAUUUUCUGGUCUGGGUGGUCUGAGUAGGAUGCGCAAUAUGCUUAAUCACUGGUUUCUUCCAGACUGUAUAUCGGCCAUCUUGCCAAACUCACGGAAAACGUGGCUCGGCGCGUCUGAUUUCCGGAAAGAACUUUCGAUAUUGGUUCAGAAAUGGUUAGAUUUGGAAGAAUCUCUGUUGGGGUCUUGAUAGGGCUUUUGUGGGUUGUAUAUAGGUACCAAUGAAAUGUAUAUGUUGUUAUGAGGAGGUACUUUCGUGAGGAGAUGCUAUAUGAUAUUGCCAACCAAGUACUGCUUAAGUGUGGCUGCUCAAGAAAAAACGAAUAAAUAUCGAUGCUCUCUUUGCAAGAUUUUAAUUUGCAUGUUUCCUUUUAGAGCA